This is a messenger RNA of Naegleria fowleri, 903 nucleotides long. RefSeq lists its product as uncharacterized. NCBI's taxonomy places the organism in Eukaryota, Heterolobosea, Eutetramitea, Acrasida, Naegleriidae. The coding region runs from base 1 to 903 and encodes 300 amino acids. The record is from RefSeq and is a predicted model, not a curated record. The transcript has 2 exons.
AUGCAGCAAGAAAUUGAAAGACUCUUGGAACAACUCACCAGCAAUUCAAGCAUUAGCACGUCACCAUCCAUGUCAAUGACUGAUACGAGUAGUAUUCUUUCAACUUCAUUAUUGUCUUCAACAAGCCUUCAAGGUUCAUUUGUGAGCGGUGUUGUCAACACCACUGGAGCAACAACAACCACUUCGGUGGCAUCAACUACUACUUCUUCCACUCGUCAAACUCAACAACCAAAAACAACUCAAUCUCCAAAGAAAACUCAACACAUGAUGCAAUCAGCAACUCUUGAUUUGAAACAUUUAUGGAAACAAUUAAGAGCAGAAAUUAUUCGAUUGAAACAGAAAAAUGUGGAACUCGCUCAACAAAUUAUGCAAGUUCAAAAGUCAAAGGAAGAAACAAUUGUAGCGGAAGAGGUUGAACAAUUGAAAUUGGACAAUACUCGUUUGUCAUUGGCAAAGAAAGAAGUGGAAGACAAUUUAUCAAAACUAGGUGCGAAACUUUCUGCAUUAGAAACAGAAAAACAGAAUUUAUGGAAAUUGCAGGAACAAACCAGAAAGGAACUUAUUAACUUGAAGGAAAAUGUGAUCAAACUCACAGAAGAAAAUGAAAAACUCUCAAAAAUGGAGAUACGUGCAUCCAACCAAACCAAUAUUGAGAUUGAGAAGUUAAAGAAGGAAAAACGAAGUUUGGAAGAAAAACUAUUAUCUGUUACGGAUUCAUCAAAGAGUCAAAAAGAAAUUACCCAACUCACAAACAAACUAAAAGAAGCUCGAACGACGAGAGAAAAACUUGAAAAACUUCUCAGAGAACAACGACUUCAAAUCGAAGAAAUGGAUACAAAGAAUAGAGAAUUGAGACUGAAAAUCACCUCUCUUGAAAAUUGUACUAGUAAUACCAAUAAAUAG